UUUCACACAAAUCAUAACAAUGUUCAUAAACUACCCUUUAAAAUUUCAACAGAAUCACAAUGUUGCCAAAAACUCGUAAAUCUAGAGGGCUCCACCACCACUAAAAUAACGCGUAAACGCAGAAUCAAAAUCAAAGUAAACUCGGAAGUUUCGUAUUGAAUGUGAAAAUUGCCUUAAAUUCUUAUUAUCUUCCUAAUCAGUAUCAUCACGCCACUCAUUUCUUCACACAUAUUUUCCAUGUUCCACUCUCAAUCAAAUCUCAGCAAUGCUUUUUCAUCUGAGAAAUCUGCUUCAUCUCUAUCAAUGCAAUGAUAGCCCAAAUCCUUCUCCUCAACAACCACCUUCCUACUACCAAACCGAUCAUCGUAUCCAUAAUAUCCACACUCUUCAUAUCGCUUUGAUUGGCAUGGCUUGCUUGGUUACCACGGUUAUGCUUCUUUUAACCUUAGCCAUAUUCCUAAGGAGACAUAACCAUGGAGUUAACGGUGGUAGAAGAAACAUGCCUAUAUUGUUCGAUGUCCAUGGUUAUAGAGAUUCUACUAGUUCAGAUGAUGGUAACCAUGGUGACGAUGAUGAUGAGAGGAUUAUUGAUCACCCCGUAUGGUUCAUCCGAACUAUAGGCCUUCAACAAUCUGUGAUAGAUUCUAUUACGGUUUUGAAAUAUAGAAAAAACGAAGGAGUUAUUGAUGGGACAGAGUGUUCUGUUUGUCUUGGUGAGUUUCAAGAGGAAGAGAGUCUCAGGAUUUUGCCUAAGUGUAGCCAUGCUUUUCAUAUUCAUUGCAUCGAUACUUGGCUUCGAUCGCAUCAGAAUUGUCCAUUGUGUAGGGCACCUGUGAUCAAUGAUGCUGCUGCAGAGGUGAGUGUUACAGGCACUGAAAGUGAUCAGGUUGGUUCAAAUGUUUCUGGGGAGAGUCUGAACCAAGAGGGACAGAUAGAAAAUUUUGAUAAUGUAGGAGAAUUUCAGGUUGUCAGAAUUGAUAAUGAUAAUGAUGGUGAUUCUGUUGGUGUAUCAUCUAGUGAAAGAUCAUAUAAAAAUAACACUGCUUAGUUUGUUAAAUGGAACAAAUAAAUUAUGUGAUGAGGUCAUUUUCAAUGAAUGGUGCUGUGUUCUACUA
This is a messenger RNA of Lathyrus oleraceus (garden pea), 1115 nucleotides long. Its product is annotated as RING-H2 finger protein ATL54. Bases 266 to 1048 code for a protein of 260 amino acids. Gene Ontology annotation, molecular function: transferase activity. The record is from RefSeq and is a predicted model, not a curated record. The transcript has a single exon. Gene Ontology annotation, biological process: protein ubiquitination. Lineage: Eukaryota; Viridiplantae; Streptophyta; Magnoliopsida; Fabales; Fabaceae.